Molecule: messenger RNA, 1000 nt
Organism: Carlito syrichta (Philippine tarsier)
Lineage: Eukaryota; Metazoa; Chordata; Mammalia; Primates; Tarsiidae
Gene: PLAAT5
Product: HRAS like suppressor family member 5
Exons: 6
Biological process (GO): N-acylphosphatidylethanolamine metabolic process
Cellular component (GO): cytoplasm
Molecular function (GO): glycerophospholipid phospholipase A1 activity; A2-type glycerophospholipase activity
Source: RefSeq, a predicted model, not a curated record
CCCCGCCAGGCCUGGGGGCCGGCGAGGCACGCAGCGCCGGGAUGGGCCUCAGUCCCGCCGCCGGGAGGGAGUGCAGGCUCCGCCUCCCUAGGUUCCUGCCAUCCCGCCCCCACACCAACAGCAUUUUUCCAACCCUUUAAGAGUAUGUGGGAUCUCAGGCGUUGAUCAAGCUCCCGCCCAAGCAGCCUCAGCCAGGGAUGUUAGAACAGGGCAGAAGCGUCCAGCAGGGGGAGAAGCCUUUAGUUAACUUGGAGAAUUUGGAGACCACAUCCAGCCAGAAGAGAGCAGAACUGAAUUUAACACCCACUCCUGAGAGUGAAGGCAAGUUAAUAAAGCAAACAACUGAGGGCAAAGCAAGACCCAGACCUGGAGACCUGAUUGAGAUUUUUCGUAUUGGCUAUGAGCACUGGGCCAUCUAUGUGGAAAAUGAUUGCGUGGUCCAUCUGGCUCCCCCAAGUGAGAAGUUUCUCCAGGUGAGCAGCAUCACCUCCAUCUUCAGGAACCAGGCCGUGGUGAAAUACAGUCGCCUGGAGGAUGUGCUUCAUGGCUGCUCCUGGAAGGUCAACAACAAGCUAGAUGGGACGUACCUGCCCCUGCCCGUGGACAAGAUCAUCCAGCGCACAAAAAAGAUGGUUAACCAGAUUGUGCAGUACAGCCUGAUCGAGGGCAACUGCGAACACUUUGUCAACAGCCUCAGAUAUGGGGUGGCCCGGAGCCAGCAGGUCGAGCAUGCCCUGAUGGAAGGAGUGAAGGCUGCAGGAGCAGUCAUCUCAGCUGUAGUGGAUAACAUAAAGCCCAAACCAGUAACUGCCUAAUGGUGAUGAAAACUCCCAGAAGAGGAAGAACAACCUACAUUAGCAAAGAGAAUAUGGCUCCUCCUCUCUCCUUGCCUUCCUCUUUCUGUGACUGUCAUUAAGAAAAUUGUGAGCUUGUGGAAUAAUCUAGAAUGUAUCCAAUUACUCCUCCAAAAAUAUACCUAAUAUACAUGAUCAUAGGGCCA